AUGUUCCGGUGCCGCGUGGCUACUAGACUGGUGCGGGCGCUCGGCCCAAGGUCGCGGGGUCGGGCGGGGGCAGGCACCUUUUUUCAGCGAUGGAAAACCCCCUUAGAAGUCCAGCUGAGCAGACAAAUGGCUAGCUCUGGUGUUCCUGGGGGCAAAGGCGAUAAUGCUGUCUUUGCCCUCCUUGUGGGCUUAUCCACCUUAGGAGCAGGGACCUAUGUUUACAGGACAUUGCAGGAAGACAAACAGCGUUACAAUGAGCGGAUUGAAGCAAUGGGCGUCAGCCGCCAGCAAGAAGCGAAGCCGCCAGCAGAAGCAGAUGCUGCCUCCCAGAGCACAACAGCCCCCGAAACAGAAGCCAGCGCUCGCCCGGAGUGUCCAUCCCAUGCUCCUUUCCUACUGAUUGGUGGAGGCACUGCUGCUUUUGCAGCCGCCAGGUCCAUCCGGGCUCGGGACCCUGGUGCCAGGGUGCUGAUUGUGUCGGAAGAUCCCGAGCUUCCUUACAUGCGGCCCCCCCUUUCCAAAGAGCUGUGGUUUUCCGAAGACCCGGAUGUCACGGAAACUCUGCGGUUCAAACAGUGGAACGGCAAAGAGCGGAGUAUAUACUUCCAGCCACCUUCUUUCUACGUACCUGCUCGUGAUCUGCCUUACAUAGAGAAUGGAGGAGUGGCUGUCCUCUCUGGAAGGAAGGUGGUCCACAUGGAUGUCCGAGGCAACGUAGUGAAACUCGAUGACGACACCCAGAUCUCCUACGACAAGUGCUUAAUUGCCACAGGUGGUUCCCCAAGGAAUCUUCCCGUGAUCGAGAGGGCAGGCAAAGAGGUGCUGCAGAGACUCACGCUGUUCCGGAAGAUCGACGACUUCCGCUCACUGGAGAAGAUUUCCAGAGAGGUCAAGUCGAUCACCAUUGUUGGUGGCGGCUUCCUGGGGAGCGAGCUGGCUUGCGCUUUGGGGCGGAAGGCACAGUCGAAGGGCCUGGAGGUGAUCCAGAUGUUCCCGGAGAACGGCAACAUGGGCAAAGUCCUUCCUGAGUACCUAAGCAACUGGACCACAAAUAAAGUUAGGCAUGAGGGGGUGAAUGUGAUGCCCAAUGCAGUGGUGAAGUCAGUGUCUGUCUCUGGGGACCGGCUGCUAAUAAAACUGAAGGAUGGAAGGAAAGUGGAGACGGAUCACAUUGUGGCGGCUGUAGGGCUAGAGCCCAACACGGAGUUGGCGAAGUCAGGGGGCCUGGAGGUGGACUCGGACUUCGGGGGCUUCAGGGUUAACGCAGAGCUGCAGGCCCGUUCCAAUAUCUGGGUGGCAGGGGAUGCUGCCUGCUUCUAUGACAUCAAGCUGGGCAGGCGACGGGUGGAGCACCACGAUCACGCCGUUGUGAGUGGAAGGCUGGCGGGAGAAAAUAUGACGGGCGCGACGAAGCCAUAUUGGCACCAGUCCAUGUUCUGGAGCGAUCUCGGCCCUGAUGUAGGCUAUGAGGCUAUCGGUCUUGUAGACAGCAGCUUGCCUACUGUGGGAGUAUUUGCUAAAGCGACAGCAAAGGACACCCCAAAAUCUGCGACAGAGCAGUCAGGAACUGGAAUCCGCUCCGAAAGCGAAACUGAGACCGAAGCCUUGGAGCUCAAGGUCUCGGCCGCCUCCCCUUCCAGCCUACAGGUGCCGCAGCAGGGAGAGGAUUAUGGCAAAGGAGUCGUCUUCUACCUCAGGGAUAAAGUGGUGGUGGGAAUCGUGCUAUGGAACAUUUUCAACAGGAUGCCGAUUGCUCGAAAGAUCAUUAAAGAUGGGGAAGAGCACGCCGACCUCAAUGAAGUUGCCAAGCUCUUUAACAUCCAUGAGGAGUGAAUGCUGCGGGCAGCCUCUGCCCUCAGGCAAGGAUGCGGUUGGAAACAGCA
Molecule: messenger RNA, 1883 nt
Organism: Euleptes europaea (tarantolino)
Lineage: Eukaryota; Metazoa; Chordata; Lepidosauria; Squamata; Sphaerodactylidae
Gene: AIFM1
Product: apoptosis inducing factor mitochondria associated 1
Exons: 17
Coding region: 1-1833 (610 amino acids)
Biological process (GO): mitochondrial respiratory chain complex assembly; apoptotic process
Cellular component (GO): cytoplasm; mitochondrion
Molecular function (GO): NAD(P)H oxidase H2O2-forming activity; protein dimerization activity; FAD binding
Source: RefSeq, a predicted model, not a curated record